This is a messenger RNA of Penicillium nucicola, 1092 nucleotides long. Its product is annotated as zinc-dependent alcohol dehydrogenase. The record is from RefSeq and is a predicted model, not a curated record. Bases 1 to 1092 code for a protein of 363 amino acids. Gene Ontology annotation, molecular function: zinc ion binding; oxidoreductase activity. Lineage: Eukaryota; Fungi; Ascomycota; Eurotiomycetes; Eurotiales; Aspergillaceae. The transcript has 3 exons.
AUGCAGACCGCCAAAACCCACAAAGCCCUGGUUUAUGACAGGCCCGGCGAGAUCUCCACUAAGGUCGUGGAUAUUGACACUCCCAGUCCAGGACCUGGUCAAAUUCUGAUCAAGAUGACCCAUUCUGGAGUAUGCCAUUCCGACCUCAGUCUCAUGACCAAAACCUGGAGUUGGCUUCAGGAGCCCGUCAAACCUGGACAAGUUGGUGGCCACGAGGGUGUCGGUAUCGUCGCCAAGUUGGGACCGUCAUCGGAGACUUCAAGUGUCAAAGUUGGCGACCGGGUGGGAAUCAAGUGGAUUUCCUAUGCAUGUGGCAACUGCAUGCCUUGCUUGGCCGGUGCUGACGGUAUAUGCGUGAACGCUGAAGUAUCUGGCUAUACAUGCCCUGGUACAUUCCAGGAAUACGCCUUGGCUCCCGCUCACUAUGUGACGCCAAUCCCUGAUGGACUAGCCAGUGAUAUUGCGGCACCCCUUCUUUGUGGCGGUGUUACUGUUUAUUCAGCCCUCAAGAAGAGCAAAGCUCAAGCUGGCGAUUGGGUUGUCAUCGCUGGAGCCGGUGGUGGACUGGGCCAUCUUGGGGUCCAGUUGGGAGGCCGAGGAAUGGGAUUCAGAAUUAUCGGGGUGGACCUAGGAUCUAAGGAGACUUUUGUCAAGGAAUGCGGCGCUGAAGCUUAUGUCGACAUCUCCAAGUAUCCUAUGGCUGAUGGUAAGAGCGCUGCUGAUCAGAUUUUGGAAAUCACCGGUGGCAGUGGUGCUACGGCGGCCGUCAUUUGCAGCGCCAGUAAUGCUGCAUACGGUGAAGCACUCUCCUAUUUGCGAUUCAAUGGCACACUCGUCUGUGUGGGGGUUCCAUAUGAUUCAAAGCCAAUCGCCAACGCCUACCCCCAUUUGAUGGUUGGGAAGCAGUUGAGAAUCGUUGGAAGUACCGUGGGCAAUCGUUCGGAGGCCAUUGAAACUCUUGCUAUGGCCAAGCGGGUGGUAACGACUCCUUUCCGUCUCGAGAAGAUCGAGAACAUCAAUGCUGUGUUCAAGGAAAUGAAAGAGGGGAAUUUGCAGGGCCGAGUGGUGUUGGACCUACAGUUUUGUACUUAG